AUGAGAGGACCAAAGAAGCAUCUUAAACGUCUUGCCGCUCCAAAACACUGGAUGCUCGACAAACUCGGAGGAGUUUUCGCUGUCAGACCAAACCCAGGACCACACAAGCUCCGCGAAUCACUCCCAUUGAGUUUGUUCCUCCGCAACCGUCUGAAGUACGCUCUCAACUACACCGAGGCCAAGAAAAUCCUUCUCCAAAGAAUCGUCAAGGUCGACGGAAAGGUCAGAACCUGCCACAAAUUCCCAACUGGAUUCAUGGGUUAGUUUUAGAUUCACUGAAGUAAUAGGCUUCAAGGCCAGGCAUCAACAUUUUAUAUUUCCUUUUUUUUUAGAUGUCGUCAGCAUUGAACGCACCAACGAGUAUUUCCGUAUGCUCUACGACACCAAGGGACGUUACGUCGUUCACAGAAUCCAAGCCGCCGAAGCUGAGUUCAAACUGUGCAAGGUCCGCUCAGUCCGCACCGUCAUCAAGGGAGUCCCAAUCCUCACCACCACCGACGGACGCACCAUCAGAUACCCAGACCCACAUGUCAAGGUAAUUUUUUGGUGAAUUUUCAGCUUAAAACAUGUCUUUUUUGAGGUCAACGACACCAUCGUCUUGAACAUCAACUCUGGAAAGAUCAAUGACUUCGUCAAAUUCGAGCCAGGAAACUUGGCUUACAUCACCGGAGGUCGUAACGUUGGUCGUAUUGGUAUCAUCGGACAUCGUGAAAGACUCCCAGGAGCUUUCGACAUCAUCCACGUUAAGGAUGCCGCAGGACACUCCUUCGCUACCCGGUAAGUAUAAAUGUAGCAAACUAAAGGAGAAAGAAGGUCGGGGACCGCGAGGGUCGUAAACGUCCGGCUAAGGUUGGUUCUCUUUCAUUUCAAUAUUGUUCAGUAUCUCCAACGUCUUCGUCAUUGGAAAGGGAAACAAAGCCCUCGUCUCGCUCCCAACUGGACAAGGAGUCCGUUUGACAAUCGCUGAAGAGCGUGACAGACGUCUCGCCCAAAAGCACUAA
Molecule: messenger RNA, 1001 nt
Organism: Caenorhabditis angaria
Lineage: Eukaryota; Metazoa; Nematoda; Chromadorea; Rhabditida; Rhabditidae
Source: the annotation of a GenBank genome assembly